AUGGGUCGCGAAUUGCAAAAGAAGAAGAACCGCUCCUCGGUUUCGAAAGUGACCCAAAAGGCAAAAUCCAAGAAGAAGUUGUUGCAGAACCCCAUCAUCGCAGCCAACUGGAACCAAAAGGAGACGCUCAGCCAGAAUUACCGCCGCCUCGGACUUGUUUCCAAGUUGAACCACCCGACCGGUGGAGUUGAAAAGACAUCCAAGACCUUAGUCGAGGCUGAAAGUGGCCUUGCGCCUGAGCCCACUCCCGACAAUCUCAACAUCAGCACAAAACUGCCUACCACCAUCAACAUCUCAGAAGUGAAGAUCAAGAGAGACCCUAAGACUGGCGCCAUUCUGGAAGUCCUGGACCAGAAAAAGGCCAACCCACUGAACGACCCAUUGAACGACAUCGAGGACAGCGACGACGAAGGCUGGCAAGGAUUCGUGAAUGAGCACGGUGUUCUGGACGGAGCAAGACAGGGAGGUAACGCAAAGACCGACGUGGUCCGUCAACUCGAAGAGCAAGCUGCUCGCCCGAUCAAGAAGGCUCCCAGAAAGCAGAGUGAGCGCGAAGAAGAAUGGAUUGAGCGACUAGUCCAGAAGCACGGCGACGACUACCUUGCCAUGGCCCGCGACAUGAAGCUCAACCCCAUGCAGCAGAGCGUCGGUGACCUCAAGAAGAGAGUCAAGAAGUGGAACGCCAAGCAACAAUCAUAA
Molecule: messenger RNA, 699 nt
Organism: Aureobasidium melanogenum CBS 110374
Lineage: Eukaryota; Fungi; Ascomycota; Dothideomycetes; Dothideales; Saccotheciaceae
Exons: 2
Coding region: 1-699 (232 amino acids)
Biological process (GO): ribosomal large subunit biogenesis
Cellular component (GO): nucleolus
Source: RefSeq, a predicted model, not a curated record